UCACAGAUUGUUCUGUUUGUCUCCCGUAUGAAUAUCAAUGAGAUAUAUAUUUAUUUAUCGUAACUAUUUUUAUGUGAUUAUUAAACGUAACAAAAAAAUUUAACAAAAUGAUGCGAUACGAGCGUGAAAAUGAACAGCUUAAAGACAAAUCACGUUGCGCGGGUGUCAGAGCUAAUUUAAAAAUGUGUUUAUUAGAAAGUGAUUGUUGUAAGAUCCAUAAAAAAACACCUAAAGAAUGUCUUAAAGUAACUGAUGGCAGUGUACCUGAUGAAUGCCAAUCAUUACGUAUACUUUUAUAUGAUUGCAAACGUUCGAUUAUUGACGCUAGAAGACGAUUUCGUGGUCCCAAAGGAUAUUAGAUAUUUUUUAUCGGCAACAAUAUAUCAUUUGGAACGAAUUUUUCUUAAUUAAGCUAAUGAAGAAAAACAAACAUCAGUUAGUUUUAAUUAUUUAUUAAUUACCUGUAAAAAAAUUAUUUAUAAUAAUAUUAAUAAUAAUAAUAACUACAAUAAAAAAAUCUCAGGAAUAAUUGGUCGA
Molecule: messenger RNA, 537 nt
Organism: Microplitis demolitor
Lineage: Eukaryota; Metazoa; Arthropoda; Insecta; Hymenoptera; Braconidae
Product: cytochrome c oxidase assembly factor 5
Exons: 4
Coding region: 108-359 (83 amino acids)
Biological process (GO): mitochondrial respiratory chain complex IV assembly
Cellular component (GO): mitochondrion
Source: RefSeq, a predicted model, not a curated record